AUGGCUUGUAGCUUACGAACAGAGGACACCAAAUACAUUUCAUGGCUAGACAAGCAAGCUCCAAACUUUGUCAUCUAUGUGCACAUCGGCAGUGUAUCUGUUAUUUGUGCUUCCAUUAAUGAAGGGGAAUUCGUUGAGAUAGCUUGGAGGCUAGCCAACGGUGAGCAGCCUAUCCUGUGGGUGGUUCAGCCAGGUUUACCUCCGGGAACCGAGUGGAUAUCACCUGCGAGGAUUCUGGAGCUAUUGCAGUUGGAACUCAAGGACUUCCCUUUCAACGAAGCACCGUCUUCGAUCCAUUUUCGCUCGACGUUUGGGAACCUUUCGGGAAUCUUAAAAGAAGAAAUAAAGGUCAAAAUCGAAAAUGAUGAAGUUCUUCAGAUUAGCAAAGAGAGGAAUGUGGAGAAGGAAGACAAGAAUGAGAUGUGGCAUCGGGUCGAGCGAAUCAGUAAGAAGUUCAUGAGGAGGGUUUAG
Ilex paraguariensis (yerba mate) is the source of this 471-nucleotide messenger RNA. The record is from the annotation of a GenBank genome assembly. Lineage: Eukaryota; Viridiplantae; Streptophyta; Magnoliopsida; Aquifoliales; Aquifoliaceae.